AUGAACCAAACGAAGCAAAUCCUCAAACCGAUUCUGUUCUAGCGAAGGACAGUCCGAAGCCAACUCCUCCUCCUUUGCCCUCAAUCCCGUCAGUUUAUUCCUAUUCUGAUCCGGAAAAAUCUUCGGUAAUUAUCGAUCAAUCAGAAGAUAGCAUUGAAGAAGCUUUGAAAAGUUUCAUGUCAGAAAUCAAUGCCUUGCCUGUUACAUCAAUUAAUAACGAUCCUCUAGUUCCGAUUGAUGAAUUCAAAGAAAGUGAAAAAGAAUCAACAUCGAUUCAAAUUUCCAAUUUUGAUUUUGAUUGGGAAAAAUAUUGGCACAACGAAAAUAAAUGUCAUUAUUAUUAUAAUAAAAAGACAGGAGAAACACGAUGGGAGCACGAAAUACAACAUAUAAGCUCAGACAGUUCUUUGGCGUCAAGUACUUUCAAAGAAAUGAAUAAUUUGAAUUUAUAUUUGAAAGAAUCUAAUACUGAAACCGAAAUGGAUUCUCAAACAAAAACUCUCAAGGAUAAUUCUACUCAAAAAAUGUCUCUUAAAGUUCCUCCAUCAGAUUCACCAUUGCAUGGACGCUCACAUGAUGCUUAUAGUAGACUUUCAAACCUUGCACCUGUUGUAAUUCAUUUGAAGCUUGAAAGGCAUCAAAUCGAAUUUGCUACUAGAAUGCAUGAUUGGCAAAUUGGAGCUUUGAAUUCUCAAUAUUUUGAAAAGGUUAUUCUUGAAGGAUUAGAGAGAUUAUUGCAAGGAGUCGAAGAACAACUUUCACCUACUGGAUGGGUUUGUAAAUGGAAACCCGAAACGCAAGCUUACAAUUGGAUACAUUUACAGACGUCAGAUUUUUCUAGCGCUUAUGUUGCGUCACAAUCGUCAAUUACACAUUAUAUUCCUGCUUUAUCCGUAGGUCAUGAGCAAUAUCAAAUUUCACAAAAUAUUCAUUCCACGUCAACUUCAUCUACUUCAUCUACACUAAACCUACCACCUUUACCAUCUUUACCGCCUCCACCGCCUCCACAUCCUGAUGCUGUGGGUGAUUUGGAUGUUAACAAGAAAUCUGAAUAUUCUGAAGAUGAUGGAAUCACUAAAUCGUUUGGAUCAUAUAAUGUCAGUUAUCAGGGAGUACAAAUUGCAAGCGAAAAGAAACGGAAAAAGGAAAAAGAGCCUUUGAUAUCUGGAUUCAAGAAUAAAAAAAUGGCAACGCUUGUUGAAAAGUGGAAAGCAGCCGAAGAUUUUCUUUCCAAUACUGAUUGGGAUGAAGUAAAAAAACAUCAACAUGGAAUUAAUUCUUUAGAUCCUGAAUCUUGGAUUAAAGAACAAAUAGAAUCCGGAGAAGCAGCAAAUAAUCCUAAUUUAGAGCCAAUUAAAGGAGAUUGGCGUCAAAGAGUUAGAAAUAAAAAAUCUGAUAUGGUAUAA
This is a messenger RNA of Funneliformis caledonium, 1406 nucleotides long. The record is from the annotation of a GenBank genome assembly. NCBI's taxonomy places the organism in Eukaryota, Fungi, Glomeromycota, Glomeromycetes, Glomerales, Glomeraceae.